Molecule: messenger RNA, 780 nt
Organism: Closterium sp. Naga37s-1
Lineage: Eukaryota; Viridiplantae; Streptophyta; Zygnematophyceae; Desmidiales; Closteriaceae
Source: the annotation of a GenBank genome assembly
AUGCGCACGCGCACGAGAGGCGACUGGUUCAGCAGUGGUACUGAGAGCAGCAUCUGCACAGCACACGAGUGCAAAGUGAAGCCCUCAAGCAGGUGGUGGAGGAGAUGCAGCCGCUCGUUCGCUCUUGCUUCUCCUCCGUGUAUGAAGAUUUGUUUUGAGACGUCUCAAAAACAAAUCUUCUCUUGGUUCCCUCCUCCUCUUCUCCCCUCGUCUCCCCUCUACUCCCCUCUUCUCCCCUCUUCUCCCCUCUUCUCCCCUCUUCUCCCCUUGUCUCCCCUCUUCUCCCCUUGUCUCCCCUCUACUCCCCUCGUCUCCCCUCUUCUCCCCUUCCAGCAGGUGGUAGAGGAGAUGCAGCCGCUCGUUCUCUCUUCCUUCUCCUCCGUCCCUCUUCUCCGAUCUUAUCCCCACUCUGCUCAGCUGAGGGCGCCGAUAGUGGCACAGCAGCAGCAGGAGGAGACGGCAUUGGAGCAUCUGAGGGCGCUGCGGGUGGCACAGCAACAGGUGGUGGAGGAAACAGCAUUGGAGCAUGUGAGGCGAGUGGUGGGGGAGAUGCAGCAGCUGAAGCAGCAGCUCGAUGGCAUGGAGGAAGCAGCAAAGGCUCUGGCAGAGAGUGUAGCGGAGCAGGCUAAAGCGAGGAUGCAGCAAGAGGAGGAGGAGGAUGACCGGCGGCUGCUGCAGACUAUGGACCAAACUGCACUCGAACGGCUGCUGGGGUAUGGGAGAGAGGAGACGGGAGCGAGUGGGAGGCAGGAAAACGACGGCGGUGGGAGUGGCAAGUGA